Messenger RNA from Manis javanica (Malayan pangolin), 6375 nucleotides. RefSeq names its product kelch like family member 11 (gene KLHL11). The record is from RefSeq and is a predicted model, not a curated record. Gene Ontology annotation, biological process: regulation of transcription by RNA polymerase II. Gene Ontology annotation, molecular function: protein binding; DNA-binding transcription factor activity, RNA polymerase II-specific; RNA polymerase II cis-regulatory region sequence-specific DNA binding. NCBI's taxonomy places the organism in Eukaryota, Metazoa, Chordata, Mammalia, Pholidota, Manidae.
AGCCAUACCUUCUUUCCAUCUCUGAAUGCCUAUUGAUAUGCAGAUGUACUAAAGCCAGGCGAGAUAUUCUGGAAAUAUUACCAUUUAACCCACGCCGAGACAUUAGCAGGUGACGGUCUAAGGUGGCUUUUGGUUGACAAAGUGACAAUGGAGAGCAUGCUACUCAGGGGAAGCCGUCGUCCCACCAGCCUGUGGUGCGAGGCCUCCGGGAAAGCAGUCUUAAUGCGUAAAGUACCAUUCAAGCUUAAAGCACCGGCCAGAUCCCGGCGAGCGGGGCGGCGCGUGCGCACAGCCCGCGCCGCCCGGCUCCGCCCUGCGCCCGCUAUUUAUUCCCAGAAUCCCUCUGUCGCACCAGAACAGUCGGAUCAUUUCGGGACUGCGGUGCUCGGGCGCGGCGGCGUCAAGAUGGCGGCGGCGGCGGUGGCGGCGGCAGCCGCAGCGGCCGCGGCUGCAUCUCUUCAGGUGUUGGAGAUGGAGAGCAUGGAGACCGCCGCCGCGGGCUCGGCGGGGCUGGCCGCCGAAGUCCGAGGCAGUGGCACGGUGGACUUCGGGUCUGGGCCCGGCAUAUCUGCAAUGGAAGCGAGCGGGGGCGAUCCGGGCCCGGAGGCCGAGGACUUCGAGUGCAGCACCCACUGCUCGGAGCUGUCGUGGAGGCAGAAUGAGCAACGGCGUCAGGGGCUCUUCUGCGACAUUACGUUGUGCUUCGGCGGUGCCGGAGGCCGCGAAUUCCGGGCCCACCGCUCGGUGCUGGCGGCCGCCACCGAGUACUUCACGCCCUUGCUCUCCGGCCAGUUCUCCGAGUCCCGCUCGGGCCGGGUGGAGAUGCGCAAGUGGAGCUCCGAGCCCGGGCCCGAACCCGACACGGUGGAAGCUGUUAUUGAAUACAUGUACACCGGGCGCAUCCGCGUAAGCACGGGCAGUGUGCACGAGGUGCUGGAAUUGGCCGACAGGUUCCUAUUAAUUCGUUUAAAAGAAUUUUGUGGAGAAUUUCUCAAGAAAAAACUUCAUCUCUCUAAUUGUGUGGCCAUUCAUAGCUUAGCUCACAUGUAUACCCUGAGCCAACUUGCUCUGAAAGCUGCUGAUAUGAUACGGAGAAAUUUCCACAAGGUAAUUCAGGAUGAAGAAUUUUAUACUUUACCUUUCCAUCUCAUUCGAGACUGGCUGUCGGACUUGGAAAUUACGGUUGACUCCGAAGAGGUUCUCUUUGAAACAGUAUUGAAGUGGGUUCAGAGAAAUGCUGAAGAGAGAGAGCGAUACUUCGAGGAACUUUUUAAAUUGCUCAGAUUGUCCCAGAUGAAACCUACUUAUCUUACUCGGCAUGUCAAACCAGAGCGAUUGGUCGCCAAUAAUGAAGUGUGCGUCAAGUUAGUGGCUGAUGCAGUGGAGAGGCAUGCUCUGCGAGCUGAGAACAUGCAGUCUGGUACGUUCCAGCAUCCUGCUGCUCAUGUCUCAUUAUUACCGCGCUAUGGGCAAAACAUGGAUGUGAUCAUGGUGAUUGGAGGUGUGUCAGAAGGGGGGGACUAUUUAAGUGAAUGUGUGGGAUAUUUUGUUGAUGAGGACAGAUGGGUAAACCUGCCCCACAUUCAUAAUCACCUUGACGGACAUGCUGUUGCAGUAACUGAAUCCUACGUGUAUGUUGCUGGAUCAAUGGAACCAGGGUUCGCUAAAACCGUGGAAAGGUAUAACCCAAAUUUGAAUACGUGGGAACAUGUUUGUAGUCUGAUGACAAGGAAGCAUUCUUUUGGGCUAACAGAAGUCAAAGGGAAGCUCUACAGCAUUGGAGGACAUGGCAACUUUAGUCCCGGCUUUAAAGAUGUGACUGUUUAUAAUCCUGAACUUGAUAAAUGGCACAACUUGGAAUCAGCACCAAAGAUUCUUCGAGAUGUGAAAGCACUGGCCAUUGAAGACCGGUUUGUGUACAUUGCUGCCCGCACUCCUGUGGACCGGGACACUGAGGAUGGAUUAAAGGCUGUAAUUACUUGCUAUGAUACGGAGACUCGACAGUGGCAAGAUGUGGAAUCUUUGCCACUUAUUGACAAUUACUGUUUUUUCCAAAUGUCUGUGGUCAAUUCAAACUUUUACCAGACAGCAUCAUGCUGCCCUAAGAGUUAUUCUUUAGAAAAUGAAGAGGCAGUAAGAAAAAUUGCCAGCCAAGUUUCAGAUGAGAUCCUUGAAAGCUUACCUCCAGAAGUCCUAAGUAUCGAAGGAGCAGCCAUUUGCUAUUACAAAGAUGACGUUUUCAUUAUUGGUGGCUGGAAAAACAGUGAUGAUAUUGACAAACAGUAUCGGAAAGAAGCCUACCGAUACUGUGCUGAGAGAAAGAGGUGGAUGCUUCUUCCUCCCAUGCCACAACCUCGCUGUAGAGCCACUGCUUGCCACGUGAGAAUCCCUUACCGGUACUUGCAUGGCACUCAGAGAUAUCCUAUGCCCCAAAACUUAAUGUGGCAGAAGGACCGGAUCAGACAGAUGCAAGAAAUACAUCGGCAUGCCCUAAAUAUGCGGCGAGUGCCAAGCUCUCAGAUUGAAUGCUAGAUUCUCUAAUACAUGCAGCCUAAAACGGUUAUACCUGUUUUGUGAAGCUGAAGAUACCUAGACUGUUACUUGAAAAUGUAUGUUGAUAACUUAUUUUUUACCUGAACUGAUUAUUGCCCCAUGUAAAGGAAAUGUAGUUAAAAAAGAAAGAAUGGGAAAUUCAAUUCAAUACAUGGUAGUUUUUGUUAGCUUGCAGGCUUUUUCUGUCUUUAGUUUGUGAGUAUGCACUAGCUAAAGAAGAUCUUGUUAAAGACAAGUGGAAAAACCAGGUGUAGUUACUUGACUUUUUCUGCCAAGUUAUAACUCCUUUGUCUUAGGGACUUCAGUUUUGAACAUGCUUCAAGUGCCAAUUUUAUUUGCACAUUUACUUUGUUGUUCCUUUUCAUUUUUUCUGAAUGGUUAUUUUCGACAAGAUCAGAAUUUAGGCAGUGAGUCCUCAUGCAGGAGGUAUGUGCAAUAGUGAGACUGAAAUUUGAAAAGAAAAAGCACAAUUUUUCAGCAAGGUGAUUUCAGAUGUUUGCAUUGAUAUUUUGUUGUAUGUAUUUAUCUAGAAAUGCUAUUUUGUUUAUUUUUAGAAGAAAUGACUGAUGAGAAGUUUGUGAUUGGCUCAUGUAUUUUUUUAAAUUUUCAUUUCUUUAGCAACCGUUAGAGACUUUGGGCCAUUGCUCUGAGAUGAUGGUAGUUGGCAAAAAUAUCAAUCUUUAGCAGAUUGAUAAAUAGAGGAAGUUAUGUAUGUGUAAUUUGUUACUCUAAGAAAAAUAGCAUUAUUAGUGUAGUCUGAGAAAUCAAAGUCAUUAAAAUUUCUUACUUUUUCAGUUGUAGGCUUAUUUGAGGACAAGGUAGUAUAAAUAAUGCCUAUGACAAUCAACAUUUAAUGCCUUCAAUUUUAAAUUUUUCUCUAAUGCAUAUGGUAUAGAAUCCUCAUCAUUCCUUUCUAAAAGAAACUUUUUUAAAAACGGGAAGUAACAAUUUAGAGAAAUGUUGCUAAAGAGAAGCCUUAUUAUUUCUCAGCCCUGAUUGUUAUAUUUUAUCUAGUUGCCUUAGACCUCCAUUGGAACUUUGAGCCUCAAGUACCAAAUUUAAGUGUGUACUUAUGGCUCUUAAAAAUGUAUUGAUGUAGUUAUCAUUUAUUUGUAUGCAUUCUGACUUUUACAUGCUUCCAAGCUUUAUCAAAUUAGCACUCAGUUAACAUAAAGAACUGCUCUAACAGUUUACAAAGUGGGUCCAGUAUAUUUUUCCUGUUUCUUCUGGAAUGUCUCAACCUUCUUAGAAAUUACAAAAUACUGUUCUAGAGGUUGAAUUCCAAGUCCAGUGAUUUUUUUUUUCCCCUAGACCAUUAUAGGUAACUACCUUAUUAGUUGUAUUAAACAUGGAAAGAAAAAAGCACAUCUAGAAAUUUUGGCUCCCAAUUUGCUGCAGGACUAUUAUUAUAUUUAGCCCUUGGGCUAUCUACUAAGAACUUUCCUGAAAUUUCUAAAUUAGUGACCCUUAGUAGAACAAAGUUUUCCAAUAAAUGUGUUGGAAAUCUGCUUUAAAACCAUUUAAUUUAGACUGGAAUGGAGAUGAAAAACAGUUAAAUAUCUGUAUGAGGAUAUAUUAUCCUACCCUACCUCUACCAUUUUCUCAAUUUCCAUUUAUUUGUAGUUAUUUUAAUAAUAGCCAUUUGGUGUCUGACAAAUGCUACUUGUUAGUAGUGAGAGGUCUGCAACUAAGACAGAAAAGCUCAUUGAACUCACUUGUCGUUUUUCUCUGAUUGACUGCUAGCAAACUCCCUCUCCUUGUUGGUGGUGAAGUAAUCUAGUAGCACACUAGGAGGCCAGUUUCUUUCCAGAAGGGUGUGAUGUAAGGUUUUGGGUGGGUUUUGUCUCAACUGUUGUCUUCUGAGACGAUUAUCACCAAAUUAUUCAGAAGAUUGUCUUUUUCUCACAAGAUAUGACAGAAAUAACUCCUAAGAUUUAGAUACAAUCUGGUUUGGAGAACUUAAUUGAAAGUGUUGUUUUUUAACUCAGCAGGCAGCCUAGGCCAAGGCUGAAAAGAAGGGGUAAGUCCUUCCUUGCAUGAUGCCGUGUGUAGGUUUUCCUGACCUCUGAGUUUCUCAUUUUCAUAUUUGAAUUCACAUGUGUGAUUUCACAUCAAUAACGUGUGUUUCUGAAAUAUCCUAACUAACUUGUUAAUAAGGAAAGAAACCAGAUUCCAGAAUUCCUUUAAUCUGUUCAAGGCUGACAUUCUGAAAUUCUAAACUGGAAAUAACUUCUGGAGUAUUUGAAAAGGUUCUUACUUUGAUGACCAGCCUAAAAUGGCUCUGUGGGAAAAAAACUUCCUUUAAGAUUGUGUUUGGUACUUUAUGCAGUUAAAAAUAUGGCUUUAAAAAGACAGUUUACUGUGUAUUCAAGCAAACCUCCUUUUGUUGCUUUUGUUUCAUUUUGUGGAAGGAAAAGAAAGGAAUUGAUUAUACCAAAAAAUAAUAACUAUGUCUAACUUUGAGUGAGGUUCCUUGUAUCUUAGAAUGGAUAUCCUCUAUCUCUACCUACCCAACCAUGGUUUUAAAAAAACCCAGCAGUAUAUAUUGGGAAUGUCAGUCAUGAGCUUAGUGUCACUUGCAGUUGUUUGCAUGAUUAGUCUUGUGUAUCUUGAUAAUCCACUUUGCUUACGCUGUGCCAAAUCAGAAAUACUUUACUAAAAAAAAAAAUCUCAAAAUUCAUUGACAUCUUGUUUUGAUUACUUGGUUUUGUAUUUCUGGGACCAAAAAUUUUUUAAAUACUGAUUUUUUUUGUAAUAUAGAAGUUUGGAGCUGGAAAGGUAGUAUUUAUGGAAGAUUUGUGUGCUUUGUAUUUUAUACUUUUCAGGCUGCUGAUAAGGCAGUUUCUAGGGCACACUUUUUUCCUGUAUAUGUUUCUUGGCUAGUGUAGCAUGUGGUAUGUUUAAAUACUUGAUACUCUGCUUCAUAAUUCUAAUAUGAACACUAUACAAUAGGUAGACAGGUAAGCUAAAUUGUAUAUUUUAGUUACUUGGCCUAAUCAAGCAUAACUAAAGGGAUUUUUUUUUUUUUGUAUUUUGCUCAAGUUAAGCUUAAAAGGCUUGUUGGCCACAUUCCAUGUCUUUUGAAAGUAUACAGAAUUGUGAAGCAAGUUCUCUGCCUACACUAGGAAAAUUGGGCGUUUAUCGGUUGCUGUUUAACUGUAGAAUGUUUGAGAAACAGUUCAGUCUUCCCUUUUUUAACUGUCAUUUUGACACAGUUCAUCACUCCAGUUGCUACUUUCUUGAGAAUAGUGUAUUUUUGUUUUUGUUUUUGUUAAAAUUAUAACAGUUCUGGUCAUUGAAAACAAAACAGCUCAUAGAUGAGUGAUGUAAUACAACAACAAUAACAGAAUAUAGUGGUCAUUUUGCUUCAAGGAAUUUAAUUAGAGAGCCAAUAACUGCUCUUUGUUGAUUACCUUUGUGGGCUUUUGUCUUACUCUAUAUGAUCAAUACUCCCAAUGUCUGACAUUGAAGCACAUACAAUAGAGCACUUGUUAACUUACUCCUCCUGCAUUAAUGCACUUGUGAAACUAGUGCUUGCUAGUGUUUAAAGGUUAUGAUCCUUGUGCUAGGGCCACUUAUUUAUAAAAUGAAGAGUUCAAGUUGAUACUCAGUGAGUUUUUUGGGGGCUAUCAGUAUCCAAGCCCCUAUUCUACUGAAAAUAUAUCCUUGGCUAUCUCCCUAUAAGUCAGGAGAUGUAGAAUUUAGGACACUUUGAGACAUUACAUUGUAAAAUAGCUUGCUUUAUGUUCAUAAGCUGUCUUGGUCUGUGUUAAAGCUCCUAAUUGUCUCAAUGUGAGUUUUAAAUAAAUGUAUUUCUUUAGA